AGCGCUAUUAUAAAUAUUUUGUUUGAUUGACGCUCGGUCAAUUUCACUUCACUUGCAAAUUGUACAAAAAUUGAAAAAAAAUAAUUUUUAACAUUAAUUUCACCUACAACCUAUCUGUUACGGUGCUUUUUACGUUUUAAUUCUAAUUCUUCAGUAUUCGUUUUGAAUGCGAAAUAACAUUAAUUUUAAAUAAAUAUUGCACGCACAUUUUAAUAGUUUUUACGAGAUUUUGCAUUUAAUUACGUAAUAAACUAUUGUUUAUCGAAGUUUGCAUUUACCAAAAGUUAUUCUCCGCCUUAUAGUUUGUUCCAAAUUCGUAAACCACUAUAUUUUUUGUCUUGUAUAAAGUGAAAGAAAUUUUUAGAAAUGAAUGUAAAUAGUGUUUUAUCUCCUCGUAUGAUGGUCGGAGCGGCUAUCGUGGGCAUUGUAGGUGCCGCUGGAGUCUUCAUAUACGAGCAGAUCUACGCUGAAAAGAGAAGAUCUAUGUUAGUUAGAGAGGUGGCGCGACUCGACAAGCAAGUGGCUUCAAUCAGAUCCGAGUUGGAGUCACUCAGGGAACUACAAAAAGAAACUCAGCUGCGUCGCAUGAAACAGAAGAAAAGCGAGAAGGCUCGUCGCGAGCGCGUCGCUGCCAAGGCCGCCCCCAGCGGAGACAACGUCGACAACACCGACGUGCCCGAACAGAGCUACGCGUCGGACUCGGAGUACUUCACGGACUAUCAGUCGGUGCUAGGUACAGAUGGCGAGAUGGAUAGCGAGGAGUUCUACGACGUCCACACAGAUGACGACGAGGACGACACUCUUCAAGAGACGCUGCACAACGGACAUGUUAGCAGUGUUAACGAGGAAUCUCAGGACAAAGAGAAUGUACCAAAGACAACGGAGAAAGCGAGUACGUAGCUGAUCCGCGUUUAGAGAAGUGAUCGCCGCAUAUACCCUGGUAUAUCUUAACCACCGUAGUAUAUUAUGUAGUUAGGUAUGAAGGCUCGAGGCUCAAUAUUAAUGAAUGUAGCCAAUAUCUUAUAUGUCUGCCAUCUCGAAUUCUCUAUGGUUAUGGUUUGGUAUAAGGAAUAUUUAAAUUUAAAUAUACUGUAGGAAUAAAUUUAUAAGGCAGUUCAUAAAUUCAUUUAUUAAAUAAACUGUUAAUGAACAUUUUUAAUUUUAGGUUUGGACAAAAUCACUUUUGAUUUAAUUAAUAUAGCAUUGGCGAAAUGAAUUCUCAAUUAAAUAGUUAGCAAGAGGCAAAUAAUUAUGUCUUGAUAUUUAUUAGUAACAUUUUAUAUUAUUUUAAUGAUAAAAUAAAAGUACUUAAUUACAUGUUGCGUAAUAGUGUUCCUCGAUUUUAUGGCUAAAAAGUAUCUCGAAUAUUAACGUCAACAAUAUAUACCGCUGCCUUAGAGGCAAAAAAAACUUGUUUGAACGCCCUGGGAUCGACUUCUAGUUAUGCUAAAUAUCUCUCAAUAUUCGGAUGGCAGACCCAAUAUGAAUUAGAAAAUUCUUUGUUAAUUUUCUGUAUAAAUAUAGCUUUAAAAUUCUCUAUGAUCAUGGUGUUGACUGGUUUCCAGCCGUUACUUCACUUGUUUCAAAGUACAUAAGGGCGCGUAUCCAUCAGGUAUGCGGGUGGUCUAAACGGUGUCUUAGUAAAAUUCAACCAAUAGUAUUACUUCAUUUUCCCGCCAACUCUUAGUGCAAUUCUAGUGGAAAAGGGCGAACGGAAGAUGUCACACCGUUUGUAUCUCUACAUAUUGUCACACAGCUUUGGUGGAAAUGCACCCUAAUAGUUGAAAAGUCAAUGAGUAGUUCUCAUUUUGAAAUAAAUUUUUUUUCUUACCUGGAUUAAGUUCUGAUUACUGUCCAAAUAAAAAUCUUAAGUACAUAAUAAUUUGAUAAGCUGUAAAAAACAAAUGUUAAAAAAAUCAUAACAUGUUUUUUUCUAUCUUAACAGGCUAAAAAGGAGUUAAGUUAUUACUAAAAAUCAAUAAUGAAUUUAAACAUCAUGUCUGACUUAUCAUUGUUUAUCCAAAAAAUAUUACAAUUUGUAUUUUAAAAUCUGACAUUAAUGUUAAUUUAUUAAAUUGAAUAAUGUUUUAUUCUUUCUCAUGUAAUUAUAAAAUAUUUAUGUACUUGUUAUUCGAUAGUUCCUUAAUUCGUGAAUAUUUGACAGCAAGGUCAGGUCAGGUCAAGGUGAUAUCCAUUAUUAUACAAAAUAAAUAAAAAAAAAAAAAUUCGUGACACAACAAAUAUUCUUUCAUAAAACAUUUAUGAUUUGAUAAAUUAAGAAGCCUUGUUAAAAUCGGCGAUUUACUGCCAAGUACUUGUCCAUUAUUGAAGUAUUUUCGACUCACAUGUUGUAGUGUAAUGGAAAGUACUAAAUACAUAAUAAACCGUUCCUUAUAAUGUUUUAAUAAAGGGUAGAAUUAUACAGGCCAAAAAAUGCGACAAUAUUGAAUUCCAUGAAUUUUGACCAAGGGUAAGGUUGAAUUAAGAUAACUAAUUAGGGCAUGGGUCCCAACACAUAACACGAAAAGUUAGUUAUAAAUACGAAGCAUAAUAAACAAGAAAAGAAAUAAUAAAUUCAAUAUAAUAAUUUUAAUAAAAUAUUUUCUAGUGUUGCAUUUUGUAUCUGGUUCCGACAGGCCGGCAUAAUUGUGUCGACUGCCGAGGGGUAAUCAUCUCUCGUCAGUCGACAUUCUAUUGGACCCCACCCCACUUACUAUGCAGUGGGGUCUUUGCUGUACCCGAAAAAAAUAUAUAUAUAAGUACUUUGUUAGGGUUUACUUUGGUGCUAAAGUUAAUCCGUGUAAUGUAUAUACACCUUGUAAUGAAACUCUGAUACCUUAACGAGAUAAGGCAAGUCAUUCUUGCUCAAAAUACUGAUUGCAUUGACGUACUGUUAGAUCCGUAGGUGGUUUAAGGCAAUUUUUUUAUGUAAUACUUAUGAAUUCAUAUUAAUUUGGACUUUCACACAGCAUUUGUUAUGCACGCGUCAAAUAUAGACCAUUUUUGUCACCUAAGAAAAAAAACUUUUUGCAUAACAAUUCUUAUCUAAGACGGUCAGAGUUUUGUUACAGGUUUUAUUAUUUGUUUAUAACACGCUGUCUUAAAUCUGCACACAAUUGUUAAUAUUCUAAAUAUUUUUUAAUCUCUUACUUUUGUUAACAUUCCAAAUCAGGGCCGCAUUCAGAGGGUUAAUGUUAGGGUUUGACCCACACUUGUUUUUAUUAUCAUGAUGUACGAGCGGGGUAAUUGUAACAGGUUAUAGCGAAUUUCGUGUCAUAUUAUUUAAUUAUUUUUUUACGUGUUUUUUCUAUGGACUUUGUAACUUUAUGACUGGGUAGGUGUAGUAUAAAUUUCUUACAGUACAAAGUGAAUAUUGAACCCUUUGCCUAUAAUAUACAGCAGCUAAUAACUUUGUAUAAGUUAUAAAUAGUAGGCACAUCUUUUAACCCACCUAGACUUAUUAUAAUUAGUACUUGAUUGAUUUAAUUUUGGAGAUAAUCCAUUUUGGCGUGCCUUAUUUUUUUCUUUAUAUUGGUAAUGGUUAUUGUUGUUAAUAAAACUCGGAACUAAGUCAUGACAAAUCUAGAAAAUAGUUAUUUGCUAUUCAAUAUUCACUUUGUACUAAAACACUUGACUUAUAUAGAUUGUCUCAUACAAUGCAAUGUUAAUCUCUAUAGUGCUCAUAAUGUAUAUGAUAUUGUUAAUUAAAUAAUAUAAUCGAAUAUUUA
This is a messenger RNA of Manduca sexta (tobacco hornworm), 3728 nucleotides long. RefSeq lists its product as uncharacterized. NCBI's taxonomy places the organism in Eukaryota, Metazoa, Arthropoda, Insecta, Lepidoptera, Sphingidae. The transcript is spliced from 6 exons. Bases 367 to 900 code for a protein of 177 amino acids. The record is from RefSeq and is a predicted model, not a curated record.